Rosa rugosa (rugosa rose) is the source of this 1613-nucleotide messenger RNA. RefSeq lists its product as uncharacterized. Bases 172 to 954 code for a protein of 260 amino acids. The transcript is spliced from 3 exons. Lineage: Eukaryota; Viridiplantae; Streptophyta; Magnoliopsida; Rosales; Rosaceae. The record is from RefSeq and is a predicted model, not a curated record.
AACAAUUAUUUAUGAUACAUUUGGUGAUGUCACCUAUGAUAAGAAUCCAGGCCGACCUAAUUGAUAACUGGAGGUAUCUUUGCCUUGCACAGUGACCAAAAACACUCUUAGAACUAUAAGAACUGUCAUUGGCCUCAAGGGAGUAAGUGGUGAAGCAACAGUUGGGAAGAGAUGGUUAGCUUGGACAGUGUGCUGGUAGCAGCGGGUCUGUUUGUGUUGGGAAUAUACCAUGUUUGGCUAUUCAUCACAGUUCUGCACAAUCCCAUAAGAACUGUCAUUGGCCUCAAUGCUUACACUCGUCAACAAUGGGUCUUCUCCAUGAUGACUGACCCCUUGAAGAAUGGUGUUUUGAUUGUACAAACUUUACGCAACAACAUAAUGGCAUCGACACUUUUGUCCACAGCAGCAAUUACUCUUUGUUCGGUGAUCAGUGUACUUGUGAGCAGCGAAUCCAGCUCCGAUAGCACUGUAUCAGUACACUUGGUUUACUCCGACUACACUCCCUCCUUACCUUCAAUCAAGUACUUGUGCAUUUUGCUUUGCUUUCUUGUUGCAUUUCUCUGCAAUGUGCAGUCUACUAGAUAUUAUGCCCAUGUCAGCUUCUUAGGUACCGUCCCAACAUGGAAAGACAAGACAGGUUUCAUUGAGUAUGUUGCGGCAACUUUGAAUCGAGGAUACUACUUUUGGGCCCUUGGAUUGCGAGCAUUCUACCUCUCGAUUCCUCUCUUUCUCUGGAUCUUCGGGCCAAUACCCAUGUUUGUUAGUUGCUGUGUAUUGUCAAUUGUUCUCUAUUUCUUGGACACUACCUCCAGCUUUGCACAACUUAUUCAUACCCAAUUGUUCAAGGAGGAAUCAAGAACCGCUGAUGUGGAGUCGACCGCUCAAUCAUUGAACAAUUCUGGUCGUGAGAACUUCUCCCAACUUCGUGAUCCUCUACUCACCAGGUCCGGCUAGCUAUAACUCAGUCAAUUAUGCCUCUUAUGGUGCUGGAUAUAUGGUCUGCAAUGCUGGUUGCAAUGGUUGCAGCGGCAGGACAUGAAGAGGAGAAGUGUUUCGCUAUCAUCUAUGCUUGACACUUACAUGUGUUACCUUCUUCUCCAAAAUGUAACAAUUUAUUCACUCAGGGUGUCAUGAUCGAUGGCAUGCUACUUGUUGAUAUGAAUGACUUCUUUCUUUUACACAGAUUCAGCAUGUGCCAUAGCUUAAAUUUCAGAAGCCGAAACCAUUUUAUUAUGUUGAUUUCAUGAAUAGAACAAGUGCAUUAUGCAUGCGGCUCAUGCCUUAAGGGGUUUAACCACAAGGGAGGAGCUACUUCUGGGCUCCAUGAGGACCAUGACCAUAUAGGCGGGGAAGAUUUUGGACAAAAGGACUUGAAGAAGUGAGAUAAAAGAAACAGUAAAAUCUCGUCUGGUUUCCGAAUUGGAGGAUUUGGAGUGGAAAAGAAUACCCAUCUUAUGAUUGGUAAGUGCAAGCUUAGAAAAACAAAUGCAUUGUAUGCUUUAUUUCAUGAAAGAUCAAUCUGAAUGAUGGAAUUAGGUUGACAAGCACAAACUGAUCGAAAUCUUCUCGAGUGUUUUUAAAUAUAUAUACAAUCAAUUAAGUCAUAUUUGGAA